Messenger RNA from Drosophila busckii, 3308 nucleotides. RefSeq names its product RNA-binding protein MEX3B. Lineage: Eukaryota; Metazoa; Arthropoda; Insecta; Diptera; Drosophilidae. Bases 632 to 2809 code for a protein of 725 amino acids. The record is from RefSeq and is a predicted model, not a curated record. Gene Ontology annotation, molecular function: RNA binding. The transcript is spliced from 4 exons.
UUACAUAUGUCCAUGUAGAUACAUACAUUCAGUCAGUCUGCACAGCGGGUUGAAUGCGCAUUCACAUAGAGAUUUCGGAAUUAGUUAGGCUACGUAUACUGUCAGUUGGCUGGGGUUCGGGUGCGUUUUGCCUCAAAAGAGCGAUGGCUUUCCAAGGGAAUUCAUAGGAUCACCAGUUUUAGCGGGAACUGUUCAUAAUAUGAUGGCAAAUAAAGGAAUUCAAAAUCUAUGUAUUUAAUCUGAAGUAUACUACCACAUACAUAUGUACAUGCAUAAGAACGCGAAAAAAAUAUGUAUGUAAUGUUGGCUAAUGGCAACAGAAACGAUCGUUAAGUCCCCGAAAACCCGAAAAUUUACCAAAGGCUAUUGCCAUAACGAUGACAGCUUUAUUUCCGACGCAGAAUUUGGAAAUGACGGCAAUGGAUUCAGCGUAGUGAGUUCCUCAACAACACUAGCACUAGCUUCGCUAUCAAUGUCGCCCCACAUCAGAUAAUUCAUUGUCAUCUACGGCAACUUCGACGAGCUCUGAGCUGAAACUAACAUCUCCGUUGAAGAUUAUUCAUCAGCAUUUUUCUUAGAAUUGGAAUCGUAUACUCAGAUUCAGCUCAGUUCCUCAGAUAUUAUUAUAAAAAUGUCUAGUCAUGAGUCUAUAAGUGUAAAAGGAUCUGCCUCUAUCUCAACUGUCUCACUCAUUACAACUAAAAUGAUCAACGACAUCAACAUGACAGAUACCAUUCAUAAAAUCAAUCAUCAAUCUAAUCCUAGUCAAAUGAUUGAGCAGCAUCAAAGCAAAGUGCAUCAAAUACCUCUAUCCGAAGAUCCACGCACCUUGCAGUUGGCAUUGGAAUUGUCGUUGGCUGGGUUGAGUGAGAACCAAAACUGUUAUACAUCACAGCAUCCUCUGCCACUGCCAAUGCAAAGUGAUUAUGAGUUAAGUUCUAUUAAUGUAGUAUCUGCCGCUUUCGCCAGGACUGACAUGGCCAUGAAAAAUCAUCCCCUGCCAUUAUUAAACACAGCUGGAAAUAGCUCUGGAACUGAAAAUGGAAUUGGUCACACAUCUGGAUCAGCAUCUGGUCUUUUGAUGCCUUCACUUGGCUUAGAAGAUCGCUCAAAGAAGUCUCAAAAUAUGACCGAGUGUGUUCCCGUUCCCAGCUCAGAACACGUUGCCGAAAUAGUAGGCCGCCAAGGAUGCAAAAUUAAAGCUCUGAGGGCAAAAACAAAUACGUACAUCAAAACACCUGUACGCGGAGAGGAACCUGUAUUUGUGGUAACCGGUCGUAAGGAGGAUGUGAAUAAAGCCAAGAAAGAAAUUUUGUCUGCCGCCGAUCAUUUUAGCUUGAUUCGAGCAUCACGAAAACCCUCAAUGGAAGGCUUUAAUACUGGUGCUAAUGCUGCUAAUGGACUCAGCUCUGGCUGCGGCGUCGGGGGCUUGGAGCUAACAACUGGUUCACGCAUACAAUCAGGCCCGCCUUCUCUACCUGGCCAGAUAACAAUACAGGUGCGUGUCCCUUACCGGGUAGUGGGUCUGGUGGUAGGGCCUAAGGGUGCCACAAUUAAGCAUAUACAGCAGGAAACUCAAACUUACAUAGUUACGCCAUCUCGCGAAAAGGAGCCCAUUUUUGAGGUGACUGGUCUAUCGGAUAACGUUGAGACAGCUCGCAAGCAAAUCGAAGCACAUAUUGCCUUGAGAACAGGCAACAAUAGCAGUACUAACAAUGUGCAGGGCAUAGAAAAUUGUACUGAAUCAUUGGAGUCUAAUGAGUUUACACAUUGCACACUACAAACAUUAUCCCAGAUACUCAGCGAUGAUAGCAUUAAUAUUAAUUCGCACAUGUCAUCUUCUAUCUAUAAAUGCGAAAUGACACCAGGGUUGAAAUUCUCAGACAAUAUAAUUGAUAACGUGACUGCGUCCAGUGCAAGCAAAACUCAUUGCAAUCAUUCGGGUAUAUCUUCUGUACCAGUGUCAGUAUCUGUUUCAAACUGUUUGUCUAACUCUAAUCAAGUUGACAUUGAACAGACAACGACAGCUGGUGUCACAGAUAAGAAUUUUUCAAUAUCUCCAGCACUUAACGAGACAAUAUGUGUGGCAGCGGGAUCGGUACCUUUACCAGUAUCGUUACCAGUUCCCUUGCCACAGAGCAAAGUAGCCAGUAUGUAUCGUAACAACGUGAGCAAUGUAAUGGGAAUAGGAGACACGUCUGUGUCUAAUAAAAGCCAACCAUUUUGCUCUCCCACAUCCGCAUCUGGGCAUGGUAGCAUAGGAGUUGCGAAUAUAUUGACACGUUCGUGCUCAUCGGCCUCCUCCACGGCAUCCACCAAAAGCACAAACAAUAGCGCGAAUAGUACAAAUAGCAGCAACACGCCUCCAGAGUUGUUAACUAUAUGGAAAAAUUUAAAUGAAUCCAUUGAUGUUGAUGAGGGAAUUGGAGAUUCACCUAGUAUCUGGAAUUUACCCACAACGGCAACUAUAAUGCCACAAUCCCAUUGCUCACCCACCUUCUCAAUUAGUCCGACAGAUUCGCUCUUGAGGGAGCAUAGCCUGAAAAAUAACAAGGACAUUCGUCCUAUAACCUUUGGGACUGUCAUUUCCUCUAGCAUUGGCACAUGCUCUACAAAUGGCUCAAGCUCAGGUCCAAAUACUUCUCGAGAAUGCUAUGUUUGCAAUAAUAAAGAAGUUACCACCGCCCUGGUUCCCUGUGGCCAUAACAUGUUUUGUAUGGACUGCGCUAAUCAGAUAUGCGUCUCCAUGGAAUCCAUUUGUCCAGUCUGUCAAUCUAUUGUAUAUCAAGCCAUGCGAAUUCUGCCCUAAGAAAUUUAUUACUCAUAUGUUUUCGCAUCCAAAUAUUAGAGCUAUGUAUGUUUGCGACCCGAUUCCCUUAAUAAUUUAAAAUAUGGAAUGAAGACAACAUAUGGGAUACAUAUGUAUGCUUGGAUGUAUUUCCAAAUUUAGAUGGUCUGACUACCGUAUACAGUUAGCUACUCAAGAUUGUGCUUAUUUAGUUAGUUAAUACGCAAAUAAUGUAUGUAUGUUUCAGGUAUUACGGUUUUUACUGUCCCACUACUCUCUACUAGUACAUUCUUCUGUAAUAAAGUUUAGUGAGAAUCUAAACAGAUUAAAUGCACAGUACUGCACAAAACCCAAAAGAUAAAUUACAUAAAAAUAAAAUCUAGAACGAGUCUUGCAUUUAGACCGAUAGUUGCAUUUAAGUAUCGAUAGUCUCUAAAUAAUAUAAGAAAGGUAUGAAAAAAACUGCAUGCCAUAAAUAAUUUUUCAAACAUACACAUGCGAAAAUUUUUAAUUUUAUGUG